Molecule: messenger RNA, 1430 nt
Organism: Saccostrea echinata
Lineage: Eukaryota; Metazoa; Mollusca; Bivalvia; Ostreida; Ostreidae
Product: transcription factor Sp5-like
Exons: 2
Coding region: 143-1219 (358 amino acids)
Biological process (GO): regulation of transcription by RNA polymerase II
Molecular function (GO): DNA-binding transcription factor activity, RNA polymerase II-specific; RNA polymerase II cis-regulatory region sequence-specific DNA binding
Source: RefSeq, a predicted model, not a curated record
AAUUUUAACAAGAAAAACGUUGAAUUUAUACAAGACGCAAAACGACGGUACAUUUUUCGUUUUAACUUGUUGAUGUCUGGAUGUUAAUUUUCACAGAUUUUAAUUGCUUGUGGGUCUAAAACACGUGUUUAUUUUAUUAAGCAUGGCUACGGCGCUUGCACCACCCCACAGCUUCCCUUCUUCUUUACAGUAUCCAACACUUAACGACCCUUGCAUUGGCAGCCGCCAUAUGGAGCACAUGAUGUCCCAUAAUUUGUUGAGACCUUCCGAAAUAGUGCGGCCAACACCGAACCAUCCUAUGCAGAUGUGGCAAAAUACUAGAUCCGCCGAAAUGAUGCCACCCUCUCUUCGCUCACCUUUACACCCUCUCCAACAAAUGAUGGCCUCUAAUGUCUAUCCUAACGAACAGGCUCAGCGAGAAGCAUUUAAUUAUGAUCUUCACCAAGCUCGUCUGAGACAACAGGAAUUUCUUACAAGUGACAGACAAUUCUUACGAACCCCUACGACGCCCGUGUGUCCACAUCCCCAAUUUUCUCCCGUAUCCCCCUCAAUACCUCACCAACCAAUCCAUAAACAAUUAUCUCCCCCUCCGGCUGCUGAAGCGGAGGUCCCGUGGUGGAGUGUUCCAACUGUCCCAGAAAUGAAAAUGAGGCUUACAUCCCCAGCGAUGGUAUUCAGCCAACAGACAAUUGGGGAUUUCCCUUUUCGGUCUCAGUAUCCCCUUUUACCAGGGGUUAAGCCUAUUUUGACUCCAACUCGCCGAUGCCGGAGAUGUCGAUGUCCAAAUUGUCAGUCUUCCAAAAACAGCGAGAGUCCAACUAAAAAGAAACAACAUGUAUGCCAUAUUGCCGGUUGUGGAAAAGUUUACGGGAAAACUUCUCACCUAAAAGCGCACUUGCGAUGGCAUUCUGGAGAAAGACCAUUUGUUUGUAACUGGUUGUUUUGUGGCAAAAGCUUUACGCGAUCGGACGAGCUACAAAGACAUUUAAGAACCCAUACUGGAGAAAAGAGAUUUGCGUGUAAAGAAUGUGGGAAACGAUUUAUGAGAAGUGACCAUUUGAGCAAACACAUUAAGACGCAUGAUAAUAAGCGUCCAAAGGAAGAAGGUGUAUUAGAGAAUGACCCAUCGAACACGUCAGACGAUGAAGAUGAAGACAUUGAUGUGGACGGAAUAGACGAGUUCGACGAAAUGUGUGAGAAUGUUAACAUCAAUGCAUAACACGAAAAAUUUUAAAGUGAAUGUAGUGUGUUUUUGCUCAUUGACACAAUGUUUACAACAAAUGGUGCAAUGCAAAUUUAACUGUGAUUGAGUUCUGUGAGUGCUGCUAUAUUUUGACUUAUUUGUUUCAUUUAAGUGCUUAUCUUUACAAAUUACUUUAUUUUGAAUAAUUUAUAUUUAGUUGUGUAAAUUAAAUUGAAUCAAUUUUAAA